Glycine soja is the source of this 1856-nucleotide messenger RNA. Its product is annotated as pentatricopeptide repeat-containing protein At3g62890. The record is from RefSeq and is a predicted model, not a curated record. Gene Ontology annotation, molecular function: RNA binding; zinc ion binding; protein binding. Bases 125 to 1831 code for a protein of 568 amino acids. The transcript has a single exon. Lineage: Eukaryota; Viridiplantae; Streptophyta; Magnoliopsida; Fabales; Fabaceae. Gene Ontology annotation, biological process: RNA modification.
UUCUUUUUGUUCUUAGAAAUUAAAUAAGAAAAAUUUAUAUGAUUUAUUUUCUUGCAUUAAAAUCUGAACCACGAACUUGAUCAGAACUCAGGAGUUUCAUGAUUGACUUAACCACUCACCACCAAUGCGUGCUUCCGCGAAGGCGAUAUCAUGCACGCACCCAAGUCUUCAUCUCUCCCACCCCAACAUCGAAUCGUUCGUGUGGAACAACCUGAUUCGAGCAAGCACCAGAAGCAGAGUUCAAAAUCCAGCGUUUCCGCCAGCACUCUCUCUCUACCUUCGCAUGCGCCUCCAUGCCGUGCUUCCCGAUCUUCACACCUUCCCAUUCCUUCUCCAAUCCAUCAAUACCCCUCAUCGAGGUCGCCAACUCCACGCUCAAAUCCUUCUCCUUGGUCUCGCCAACGACCCUUUUGUUCAAACCUCCCUUAUCAACAUGUACUCUUCAUGUGGCACCCCCACCUUCGCCCGCCAAGCGUUCGACGAAAUUACUCAACCCGACUUACCCUCUUGGAACGCCAUCAUCCAUGCAAACGCCAAAGCCGGCAUGAUUCACAUUGCGCGGAAACUGUUCGAUCAAAUGCCUGAAAAGAACGUCAUAUCGUGGAGCUGCAUGAUUCAUGGUUACGUAAGCUGUGGCGAGUACAAGGCGGCGCUUUCUUUGUUUCGCAGUUUGCAGACGUUGGAAGGAAGUCAACUCCGACCCAAUGAGUUCACCAUGUCAUCUGUGCUCUCAGCUUGUGCGCGGUUGGGUGCGCUUCAGCAUGGAAAGUGGGUUCAUGCUUACAUUGACAAAACUGGGAUGAAAAUCGAUGUUGUGUUGGGGACUUCUUUGAUUGACAUGUAUGCCAAAUGUGGAAGCAUUGAAAGGGCGAAAUGCAUAUUCGAUAAUUUGGGUCCUGAAAAGGAUGUGAUGGCAUGGAGUGCCAUGAUUACUGCUUUUUCCAUGCAUGGACUCUCGGAGGAAUGCCUUGAACUGUUUGCAAGGAUGGUAAAUGAUGGUGUGAGGCCUAAUGCUGUGACGUUUGUGGCUGUUCUUUGUGCUUGUGUGCAUGGAGGGUUAGUUAGUGAAGGAAAUGAAUAUUUCAAGAGGAUGAUGAAUGAGUAUGGUGUAAGCCCUAUGAUUCAACAUUAUGGUUGCAUGGUGGACUUAUACAGCAGAGCAGGUCGUAUUGAGGAUGCUUGGAAUGUGGUGAAAUCAAUGCCUAUGGAACCUGAUGUGAUGAUAUGGGGAGCUCUGCUUAAUGGGGCUAGGAUUCAUGGGAAUGUUGAAACUUGCGAGAUAGCGAUAACGAAGCUUCUUGAGUUGGACCCUGCAAAUAGUAGUGCCUACGUUCUUCUUUCUAACGUGUAUGCCAAGCUGGGACGGUGGAGGGAAGUGAGGCAUUUGAGAGAUCUUAUGGAGGUCCGGGGAAUCAAGAAACUUCCAGGGUGUAGUUUGGUUGAGGUAGAUGGCGUUAUUCGUGAGUUUUUUGCUGGGGAUAAUUCUCAUCCAGAAUUGCUAAAUUUAUAUGUAAUGCUUGAUGAGAUUAUGAAGAGGUUGGAAAAGCAUGGUUAUGAACGUAACACUGGGGAGGUAUUACUUGAUUUGGAUGAGGAAGGGAAGGAGUUUGCAUUGUCUCUUCAUAGUGAAAAACUGGCAAUUGCAUAUUGCUUCCUCAGGACAAGCCCGGGUACCACAAUUCGGAUUGUGAAGAACUUGAGGAUAUGUAGCGAUUGCCAUGUUGCAAUCAAGAUUAUAUCUAAGGAAUUUAAUAGGGAGAUUAUUGUUAGAGAUUGCAACCGAUUUCACCAUUUUAAAAAUGGGCUUUGCUCCUGCAAAGACUACUGGUAAAUAUAAAGCAUAAAUUUUGUUGAAA